Molecule: messenger RNA, 893 nt
Organism: Gilbertella persicaria
Lineage: Eukaryota; Fungi; Mucoromycota; Mucoromycetes; Mucorales; Choanephoraceae
Product: 3-oxo-5-alpha-steroid 4-dehydrogenase-domain-containing protein
Exons: 5
Coding region: 98-856 (252 amino acids)
Biological process (GO): lipid metabolic process
Molecular function (GO): oxidoreductase activity, acting on the CH-CH group of donors
Source: RefSeq, a predicted model, not a curated record
AGUAAAUCAAUAGAAGAAUGAAAUUGAAAUCACUUGCUCCUCAAUUUCUUUGGUUGUAUAAAUAUCAAGAGAUGAAAAGCUAUUUCUGUAUCUUUUUAUGAUGUAUAUUCCCGACUGGACUCUGUUCAACACAUGUACUGCUCUAGCAAUCACUGUAGGCAGUGCUUUAUUGAUCGUCCGAGAACUCUUUCCAAACACUCGACUAAGAUACUCUAAAUUUUCGACUAAACUAUACAGAAAAGAGUCUACCAUUUCUUCCCAGUUUGGCAUGCUGUUGGCUUAUGUACCUUCUCUUAUGAUCACUGGCGUUUUUGUACUCGUCUCAUUCAAAACUGGUUCUAGACUAAAGUUGAUUUCAUGUCUAUCUUUUGUACAUUAUGCCAAAAGAGUCCUGGAGGUCUUGUUUGUACACCGUUAUUCAGGACAUGCAAAAUUGAUGGAUAAUUAUGUGAUUUCUAUAUCUUAUGCUUUGUUUGCUUGUUUUCUAUAUGUCUUUACCGCUCAGGUGCCCACUACCCAUCAGACUCUUUCAUGGCUUGGUAUCUUGUUGUUUAUAGUAGGAGAGAGUAUGAACCUGUACCAUCAUCUUAUUCUACGUCACCUUCGAAAACCUGGACAGAAAGACUAUAAAAUACCCAAUGGCGCUUUGUUUGAUUAUAUCUGGUGUCCGCAUUACACAUGUGAAAUUGUCUCAUUUAUUGGCUUGGUACUGGUAACGCAACAUGUCUUGAUCUUAUUAUUACAAAUCGGAUCUGCCGGAUAUUUAGUCGUAAGGGCCUAUAACACAAAGCAAUGGUAUCUUCAGAAAUUUGGUUCUGUUCCUCGCCGAGCAUGUCUUGUGCCCUGCGUGUUUUAAAUAAACGUAUGAUUCUACUGAACGAUCUCUUUUUCAA